AUGAGUGAAAAUCGUCAUCAGCAACAAAAAUUCAAGAGAAACAUACAAAUUACCAAUUCUACCAUAACACAACUAUCUCAAUCAAUCAAUCCUCACUGUCCAAACUCCCCUCGUCGCUACUGUAAUCUAAUCGUGCUUGAUGGACUCGUACAAACCAUAGUAUGGGGAGGAGGAAGCAAAGCACCACAACAGAUAAAGAAGAGGGGAAAUGGAAAUACUCACCCCACGCGAGACGAAGUUGGCAUUUCCGGUGAGGACACAGCGUUCCCGGUCUGGAUCUGCAGCGGCGGCGUCGGUGACUUGACCGCCGGCCUCGAGGUGGAGUUCUGCUCGCCUUCUCCCGUUGCGGCCUGCGGGCUUGACAGCGCCAGCGCAGCCGCGGAAGCGGAACCAGCCAUCUUGGUGGAGCGGUGGAGCCGCCGGUCGCACGCAGGAGCUGCCGGCGUGGAGUGGAGUGGAGCUGCGACCUGCGAGAGAGCGAGAGCGAUUGCGAGUGUGCGUGGUGGGCGGGUGCGUGGGACUGGAGUGGGAGAGCAAGAGGAUGAGCAUAUAUCUAGGUUUAGACUAAAACAUAUAUUGGGCCAAAUUAUAAAUUUAUAA
This is a messenger RNA of Striga asiatica, 600 nucleotides long. The record is from the annotation of a GenBank genome assembly. NCBI's taxonomy places the organism in Eukaryota, Viridiplantae, Streptophyta, Magnoliopsida, Lamiales, Orobanchaceae.